Molecule: messenger RNA, 3038 nt
Organism: Anopheles aquasalis
Lineage: Eukaryota; Metazoa; Arthropoda; Insecta; Diptera; Culicidae
Product: nuclear exosome regulator NRDE2
Biological process (GO): negative regulation of RNA catabolic process; regulatory ncRNA-mediated heterochromatin formation
Cellular component (GO): catalytic step 2 spliceosome
Source: RefSeq, a predicted model, not a curated record
GGCACCGAUCGUCCUGUGCGAGAUGUCCUUAUUUCCUGCGUACGGAUCGAACGAUGAAACCACCAAAUCGGAAACGGUCAGCAAACCAUGUGAGCUGGCGUGGCUCACAAACCAGAGCUUCAUACCGUUCACGCUCAACAAUGAACCGGAAGAGGAGCAACAGGAUACGGUAGAUGCAACAGUCGAGACCCCAUCCCACAGAGAUGAUAAAACUCAUCAUCACGCGUCUAAGGAGAGCAAAAAGCGGAAAAGAAAGGAAAAGAAGAAACACAAAAAGAAAUCAUCUAAGCGGCGCCACCGUGAUAGCAGCAGCAGCAGCGGAUCUUCCUCGUCCACGUCCGAAAGUGAGCAAGCUGGUGCUACUGUACAGCCCCCCGUCCGGAUCUCGGAAACCGAUUACUAUACCGACGUCGACGCGUUGAGGAUCUAUUUGACGGUCGAGAAGCUUCACCGUCCCGCAUGCCCACGGUAUCGUCUAUCGAUCACGAAACCACUCGGUUCAGCUGCGGGCAACCACAGACGUACGUUGGAUGAGCGCUACAAGCGGUACUAUCGUGUGCACCGAAAAAAACCGGGAAACCAUGAUGGGGGAACGGAGAGGCCACAAUCGGAGAUCAGUGAGCAAGAGGAGCGGAUGGAACGUUCGCUGCGCACCGAGGAAACGCCCGACAAGUGGAUCGAAUUGAUACGUUUUCGUCAGGCCCAUCCCCUGCCCAAUCUGGACAGCUACCAGAACCACAAACGGGAGCUGGCGAUGAUUGAACGGGCUCGCCAUCGGUUGCCCGGUGAUAAGGUGUUACUCGAUCUCUACCUAGAAGCGAUCGUACGGGUACACCCGACGGACGAGGUGCUUGAGCUGGUGCGCCGUGCCAUCGCGAAGGAUGAAACGAAUGUGCAACUGUGGCGCGCACUGAUACGCAACAAGCAGUGCUCGAUGGCGCAGUGCAUAGUGCCGGAUGUGUUGCGUUUGUACGAGAGCAGCACCCGUGCCCUGUUCAUGGCACGACGGAGCGAUGAAACGAUGCUGCAGCUGUUUAAAAACUGUGCCACCUUCUGUCGCCAGGCGGGCCUCUGUGAGCAGAUGUUCGGAAUGGUACAGCUAACGCUCAGUAUGAACGUUAGCGGACGGUUCGGUGGUGGUGGCAGUGGAAGUCUCUUCGGUUCACCGGAACACUACCACCAGCUGCUGGACUACGAGGAGGUAAUACUGCGAUCGGGUUUACCGAUGAACGAAAUAUGGCUGCGUAUCGAAACGCUACGUACGGCGUUCCACUAUCUACCGUUUGGUGGUGGUCAGCAGCUGCUCAGUGAUCCGCAGAGGAUCAUGCUAAACGAGGAUGUUGUGGGUUUCAUCUAUCCGCUUAUCAACAAGAGUUACUCGUUCGAGCUUACUCUCAUCGUGCUGCGAUUGAUGAAGUAUCCGUUCGUCAACGCGCGGCAUUUCGAGGCCGCCGACUGCUUUCAGGUGGAACCGUUUGAGAUGGAUUAUCCGGAGCAGCUGCUUCCGAUGCUGCUGGACGUCUCGCGGAACCGUACGUAUGAUCGAGAGCUGCAUCGGUUCAUUAAAGGCCUACAAGUGUCACCCUCCUAUCUUAACACCAAUCUGGCCCACGAACAGUACCUGGAGAUGGUGCAACAGUUUCUAACUCGAUCGAUCGAUCACUUCGAGAGUGAACAGAGUGCCUUGCUGUUGGUGCUGUAUCUGCAGCUCGAACGAACGCUCGUAUGCUGGGAAAAGGCUUCAGCGACAGCGGUCAGCUUUGACGAACAGAAAGCCAAACUGAUCCGCGGACGCGUCAAGACCCUGCUGAAACACACGCACUCCUCGAACCAGAAUAAUCUGUUCGUGUACGCCGAGUACGGCCUGUUGGAGUACGAGUUGACAGGCCUGGAAGGAGGAACGGCGGCUUGCCGAAAGAUUUUCGACACCUCGGUACAGGUGCACUGUGCCAAUGCGGAACAAUCGACACUGGAAGAAAAGGAUGAACAGGAGCAUGCAUUCUGUUCCCUCGUUUUAACGAUGGUGGAACUGUUGCUACUGAACGGACACACAUCGGAAGCGGUCCAUGCCCUCACGAAGCUCGUCCUCAAUCCCAGCGAAGUGACCUUCCGGUGCGCUAGUGAGCAGGAACCGCCACCACCAUCAAAUACCUCCAAAUUGUCGGCUUUGCAAAAACUGAACGAUCGAGUGAACUCUGCGGUACGCAACGAGACAAACCUUGGCUCGACCGCACCAACCGUGGAACAGUACUUCCGUCCUGCCCCUCUGAUAACGUCCCUGAAAGCGUACGUAUUCUAUCUGACGCUGAUACGGGUGGAAGGUUUCAAAGAAGCGGUUCGACAGCUGGAAACACUGCUGUUCCUGUUCAACGAACCCACCAAUCCACGGCAUCGCUUUCUACGCGAACAGAUCUACGAGCUGUAUCUGCAGCUCUGCAAUUCGCGUGUUAGUGGCUGGAAGGUGAGCACCGAGCGACCGGGUUCCGGUGAGAGUACGAGACAGCUUCUCGAUAUCGUCGAUCGAACGUUGCAAGACUUUCCAUCUAACCUUUACGCGUUGCGCUCGGUUGUGUUCAACGAGAGUGUACCGUGGUUCCGGUUGCGGCGCCUCCUCGGAAAGCAUCUUUCCCCGAAAGCGGUCCUCCUGAUGGUUAUCGGUGCACGGUUCCGGGCGAACGCCGAUAAUGCGGUGACAGCAGGAGAAACCGAUCCGUAUAAGCAACGGAUACUGAACCUAUUGGCCGAUGCCGUCAAGUCACCCAACAUACUGGCGCUCCAUCAGAAUGCACUGCUGUGGCGGUUGUAUCUACGGGAACUGUUCGAUCAACCGAACGCACGACCAGGCUACAGUGUGCUGGAACACUGCCGCAGGACACUGUACGCUGCGCUGGAGGCGUGCCCCUGGAAUAAGGCGCUCUACCUGGACGGUGCCUCUGUGGCACCCCAGGAACUGUCUGCGUUGUUGGAUCUGAUGAUGGAGAAGCAGUUACGGGUGCACGCCAUACCGGAGGAGCUGGCAAUAUUGCGCAAUGAAUAGG